Molecule: messenger RNA, 279 nt
Organism: Exophiala spinifera
Lineage: Eukaryota; Fungi; Ascomycota; Eurotiomycetes; Chaetothyriales; Herpotrichiellaceae
Exons: 1
Coding region: 1-279 (92 amino acids)
Biological process (GO): carbohydrate transport; transmembrane transport
Cellular component (GO): membrane
Molecular function (GO): carbohydrate:proton symporter activity
Source: RefSeq, a predicted model, not a curated record
AUGGCCAUGAAUCAGGUGGCCUUGAUCAUUGCGCAAUUUGUCAACCCUCGAGGUCUCAAAAAUAUUGGAUGGCGCCAUUAUAUCGUCUUUUGUGUCCUUUUAGUCGCCUUGCUUGUUAUUCAGUAUUUAGUUUUCCCGGAAACAAACAAACGCACGCUGGAAGAUAUUGCCGAGAUCUCCGAGGGUUCCGGUUCUGAAGAGACUGUCGCGUCCAAGGCCGUGGAGGAAGUUGAACGUACAAAGGGAGCUUUUUCGUUGGAGUUAGAGCAGGUAAAGUGA